AUGUGCUUCUUUGCUACUUGGUCUUACUCUCAGCCCGCGCUGACUGGGGUCGGGGCGUGGCACAACUCUGACUCCGCCCCCGCCGCUAGGCUGCUGGGGGCUGGUCGCCAUGGCGACGAGCUGUACACUACCUCGGCUUUCUGGGCGUCCUAUCAGUUCUCCGCAGGUGAUCUGUCCCCAUGGCCCACACACACCAGUGGCCAGACCAUUCUGUGUAAUCGAAAGCCCUGUUCAGAGGACUACCGGAAGCGAACAGGCAGCUGGCAGCACCAGCCCCUGAACACUGCCAAGCCCAGGUACCUGGAGCAGCUAGAGAACUACCUGCGCAAGGAGCUCCUCCUGCUGGACCUGGGCAAGGAUUCUGCCCAAGAGCUGAGGCUGCAGCCUUACAGAGAAGUCUUUGAGUUCUUCAUUGAGGACUUUAAGACAUACAAGCCAUUGCUGUCCUCCAUCAAGAAUGCCUAUGAGGUGAUGCUGGCCCAACAGAGGGAGAAGAUUCGGGCUCUGGAGCCCCUGAAGGCCAAGCUGGUCACUGUGAAUGAAGACUGUAACGAGAGGAUCCUGGCCAUGAGGGCUGAGGAGAGAUACGAAAUCUCCAUACUGAAGAGAGAGAAGAUGAAUUUGCUGAAACUCAUUGACAAAAAAAAUGAAGAGAAGUUGGCACUACAGAGUGAGGUGAGCAAACUGAGGAAGAGCUUGGCUCAGGAGUACCUGCACUACCUCACCGAGCGCGAUGCCCGCAAGAUCCUCAUCGCAGACCUGAAUGAGCUACGAUACCAGCGGGAGGACAUGUCACUAGCCCAAUCCCCAAGCGUCUGGGGGGAGGACCCCAUGAAGCUAACGCUGGCUCUGAAGAUGACUCGGCAAGACCUGACCCGCACUCAGAUGGAACUCAACACCAUGAAGGCCAACUUCGGAGACGUCGUGCCCAGGAGGGACUUUGAAAUGCAGGAGAAGACCAAUAAGGACUUGCAGGAGCAGCUGGACAGCCUGAGAGCUGACUAUGAAGAGGUCUGCAAGGAGCACGAGAUCCUGCUGCAGCUGCACAUGAGUACUCUGAAGGAGCGGGACCAGUUUUACGCAGAGCUGCAGGAGAUCCAGCGCACCUCCACGCCACGGCCCGACUGGACCAAGUGUGAAGGUGUGGUGAGUGGAGGCCCGGAACGUUGGCUUAUGCUAGCAGAGGGCAAAAACAGCGACGAGCUGGUGGACGUACUCUUGGAGGAAAUAGGCGAGGGGCUGCUCCGGGAGAAAGACUUCUUCUCUGGUCUGGGCUAUGAGGAAAGCACCCCCCCUUUCCUUCGCUUUGAAGGCAGUGUUCCAAACAUGAAGCCAACCAAGAAGGCUGUGGUUGACCUCAUCAAGGAAUUCUGGAAGGAACGUCUUAGUGAGGAGCAGAAAGAGAACUUCUCGGAUUUCUUCUUCAAUUUCCUGGAGCGUCGCUUUGGGCCUGGUGAUGCCAUGGCUUGGGCUUACACUAUCUUUGAAAAUAUCAAGCUUUUCCGCACCAAUGAUAUUAUGAGUCAGUUCUAUGCAGUCUUGAUGGGAAAGAACAGAGAGAGCGUGUACGUCAGGCAGAAGGAGAUCAUAGCCCAGCUGGUGAAGGAGAUGUCAAGUAUUGACAGCCAGAACGAGGGACUAAUUACCAUGGAACAGUUAAGCACUGUGCUCAAGAGCACCUUCCCCUUCAAGAAGGACGAGAGAAUUCAGGAGUUGAUGGAGGCAGGGGGCUGGCAACCUGACAGCAGCAACACAGAUUUGCUCCAGUACCGUUCACUGUUUGUGGAGGACGAGGAAGGACAGAGUAUGCUCUUUGUGAAAAAGCUGCGAGAACAGUGUUUGAAUGAAAAGGACGAGUACUUACAUGAGCUGAAGCAGGAGCUGGGCCUGGAGCUCCGUGAAGAUGUGAACCUGUUCCGCCUACGUGAGGCCCUAAUGAACAUUGAUCCCAGCCUGGACAAGCAGACCCUGAACAGCUAUUUGAGCCAGGCCGUUCAGAUCCCUGUGACAGAACUGCCAGAAGAGGGCGAGAAGGAAAAGGGCAUUGUGGUAAAUGUCAAGACCGUGCUGGAACAGCUUCACAUGGCCGACGUCAGGCGCAUGGGACCUCGAGAACAGGACCCUGCGAGCUAG
This is a messenger RNA of Condylura cristata (star-nosed mole), 2133 nucleotides long. It is a transcript of the gene TSNAXIP1, whose product is annotated as translin-associated factor X interacting protein 1. The transcript is spliced from 15 exons. NCBI's taxonomy places the organism in Eukaryota, Metazoa, Chordata, Mammalia, Eulipotyphla, Talpidae. Gene Ontology annotation, cellular component: cytoplasm. The record is from RefSeq and is a predicted model, not a curated record. Bases 1 to 2133 code for a protein of 710 amino acids.